This is a messenger RNA of Dictyostelium purpureum, 3822 nucleotides long. RefSeq lists its product as uncharacterized. NCBI's taxonomy places the organism in Eukaryota, Evosea, Eumycetozoa, Dictyosteliales, Dictyosteliaceae. The transcript is spliced from 3 exons. Bases 1 to 3822 code for a protein of 1273 amino acids. Gene Ontology annotation, cellular component: mitochondrion. The record is from RefSeq and is a predicted model, not a curated record.
AUGAAUCAAAUAUUCAAACUUGUUUCUUUUCAACCAGCAGCCAAAACUGCAAGCAAAAUAAUUUCAAUCAAUGCUAACAACACCACCUAUAACACCAAAUGUAGUAAUAAAUCAGUAUUCUAUUUAAAGAACCAAUCAACAUUAAAUAGAUUUGGAACCAAUAAUUUAGAUCACUCUAUUAUUAGAUCAUUUUGCUCAACAAACAAUACUCAAAAACAAGAAGAUUAUGAUUUCGAAGAUGAAAGCGAAUUUACAGAAAGUGAACAAAGUGUAAUUGAAGAUUAUAAUGAUGAAAACGGUAACAGACCAAAGAACAUGGGUUAUGUUGAAUCACACUUUUUAGAUAAGAAUAUUCUCAAUGAUGCUACAACCCCAAAAUAUAGAUUUGACCCAGAUUUCGAAAAUGGCAAAUAUGACUUUGAUGAAAUCAAUAGAGAUCAAGGAGAUCAAGGACAAUCAAGUAAUAUCGAAACCAAACCAAUCGAAAUUAAUGAUAAACAAUUACCAUACGAUCACUCUGCUAAAAUGGCUGAAAAAGCUUUAAGAACUCAUUUAAAUCGUUUCUUCCUCAAGGUACAUCCAGAUUUAUUCUUUAACAAUGAAGAACAUAGACAAAUAAAUCAAAGAUCUCUCACUCAACUUAACAAUCUUUUACGUAACCUCGAAGAAUAUGUAUCUGUAGCUGAAGAUUCAUCCAACACCACCAAACUUGAUAAAAUCCCACAACAAAUUCAAUUUAGAUUCUUUGCUGAAGUUGAUGAAAAUGGUCGUAUUGUUGAAGUUAAACAAGAAUUUACCUUUGUUGAUGCCCCAGAUUCAAUUUUAACCUCAAAAUCUGCAUUAGUACAAUAUACCACUGAAUUAAGAUUUAACGUUUAUAGACAAUUAUAUUCAUUAUUAGAAAAAUCAGGUAUCUCCAUACCAAGAAAUGAAAAAGAACUUUUAAAAAAUCCAAAACCAACUACAGCCGAAAUUAAUGAUGACCCAUGGGAACAAUAUUUUUCAAAAGAUCCAAGCAAAUUAUCUUUAAGUGAUCAACUCAAUGCAUUCUUAGAUCAAUUCCCAGUUCACAACGAUACAUUAAGAAAUCAAUUUGCACCACAACAUCAAAAAUUAAUCGAUUUAUUCGAUGAAAAGAAAGUUUAUUUCUACUUUGGCGAACAAUGCAAGGGUGAUUUAGAUUAUAUGCGUCACUUAGGCUUUAGAGAACAAGCUGAAUUCCAAAUCGUUCACUUAAAACACAACCUUUUGGCUUUAGAAUUUGCAGAUUGGUCAUCUUUACCAAUUAUCGUUGUUGAUUCAAAAUACUAUAACUUAAUGGAACCAGGUCUUACUAAGAGAGGUUUUGUCGUUCUUGAAAAAGAUUUCGAUCCAACUGUUGCCUUCACUUAUAUUAAAGAAGUCGUUAUUCCAAAGACUAUUAAUAACUUCAAUUCAAUUGCUGGUAAAGCUCUUCACAAUCGUGAAGUCCUCGAAGAAAAAACUCAAAAAUUAGAACAACUCUUUGGUUCAAACGUUGUCAUUGAAAACCUUUUCUCAAUUAAUCAAAAGACUAUGGAUAAAGUCCGUGAAGAUUUCAAUAGUGCCAUGACCUUAGUUGGUGAAUUAAAGAUCCCAGCUAUUCAAUUAUUAGAAUCCAAUAAAGCCGAAACCUGGAAAGACCUCCCAAAGACCAACUUAAAAGAAUUUGAAUUCGAACAAUGGAAGUUAAAGAAUGUUGAAUCUUCAGAAAAAGAUGCCAUCGCAUUCAUUGCUGGCCGUGAAAAAGAUUUUGUUCAAACUGGUCGUGUUUCUAAAUUCGAAUCUGAAUAUCAAGAAUCUGAACGUAUUCAAAACACCUUCGAAAAAAUUAAAAAUAUUCAACAACAACAACAAGGCAAUUCAGAUACUCGUUCAGUCCCACUUCAAUUAGUCGAUAAAUCACAAUUUGAUGUUAUUCAAUCAACACCAUUCCUCAAUAACUCAUGCUCUGCUGUCGAUCGUUUAACUCGUCUCUUUGAAGUUCCAACCAAAGUUCCAUUUUUAAUGGCCGAUAGACCACUUAAACAUCCUUUAGCUGAACUCAAAGAAGAUAUUAAGGGUCUUGAAGAUCAAGAUUUCGAAGAUGGUGUUUUCAAGGCUCAAGACGAAGAAGAAGCUGCCAUCAUCGAACCAGAUGAUGAAAACGAAGAUUUCGAUACUGAAAAAUAUAGAGCUGCCUACGAACAAAAUAAACAAUUCCAAGAAGAUAAUGAAACCUAUGAUGACGAAGCAUAUACAGGUGAAGAAAUUGACGAAGAAGGUGAAGUCGAUGAAGAAGAAACUACACCAGAAAAUCUUUCUAAAUUAUCAAGUAUGUUCUCUAAACCAAAUAUUAUUUCUGUUGAAUCUAAAAGUGCUCCAUCACCAGUCUUCAUUUCAAAGAUUAAUUUCAUGACUACUGGAAACAACUUUAACAAUAUGCAACCAAUUCCAAUUAGCAAACCAACCAUCUCAAAACCAAAAGAUGAAAUCGAUGAACAAUUAGAAAAUGAUAAAGUUGAAUCAUCACCAAAGACUGAAGAUGAAAUUCCAAAUGUUAAUAAUAUUAUUAAAGAAACUAAACAAUUUGAUGGUAUUUCAUCAGAUUUAGAAGAUUUCUUCUCUAAACUUUCACAAUUAGAAAAAGAUGUUACAACUCCAGAAAAAGAAACACCAAAACCAAUUGAAGAAGACAAAUCUGAAGAUUCUACCAUCACUACCGAAGCUGUAGAAUCCACCCCAGAGGAAAUACCAUUAAUCGAAAAAAUUACUUAUAUUGAACAAAAAUUAUCAGACUUUAAAUGGGACGGUAUUAAUUUAAUUAUUUCAGAUCACUAUAGAUUUAUUAUCACUGAAGACAAUAAAUCUGGUUUUUGUUUCAUUCCAUCCAACUUUAAAGAAGAGGAGCUCUUUGUUUUCAUCAACUCUAUUCAAGAUAGUUUCGAUAUCAUCAAUGGUGGCACCAAAGAAAAAACUGAAGAAGAGUACCGUCUCAAAGCUUUAUUAGCCAUUGAAAAUAAUGUCAACGAAUUAAAACAAAGAUAUCGUCUCAAAUCAGUUGUUAUUAAUAAUAAUAGUGUUCCAAGUAAAGCUGCUCAAUAUUUAUUCGUUAAAAAAUUCAUUAGUCAAAUGGAAUCAUCAGUCGAAUCCUCACAACUUGCUACCUUCAAAUCUAUUGCUCCAUAUAUCACCUUGGUUGUUUCAAAUGAAUACUCUAUCGAUUUUACAAAUGAUCUUGGCUCCAUUGUCGACGAAAAGGAUUAUUCCAGUAGUAGAUCCGCCAUUGUCAGUGUUGAUAACCUUAGUCUUAAUGCCAAUGUCCUUUUAGAAUAUAUCUUUGUCACAUUAUCCGAAAACUCUAAAUUCUUUAGAGAUUUAAUUACUAGAAGCUAUAAUGUACCAACUGCUCCAGAAAAACCAAGUCAAGAAAAAGUUAUAGAAGUUAUCAACAAGGAAUUAUACGGAUUCGAUAGAAUUAAAGAUCCAAAUGCCCCACUCGAAAAACUCAGUAUUAAAGACUUGAAAUUCAUUCCAAAAGAAGAAUCAGCCUUUGAUGAACUUAUAAAUCCAGAAGAAUACUUCUUAAUGAGAGAUACUUUAGCAGAAGAAUAUGGCGAAGAAGCUGUCGACGAACUUUUAGGUGAACUUGCAGAUGAUGCUCUCUGUGAGGUACGUGAUAUCAAAGAAGAUGAUGAUAACGAAUUAGAAAACGAAUACGAAAAUGAAAAUGAAAAUAAUGAAAAUGACAUUCAAGCAAAACUAGACAUUUUAAAUGCAACCGAUUUUUUAAACAAAAUAAAUAAAGAUGAAACCUCAAAAUAA